Drosophila eugracilis is the source of this 2372-nucleotide messenger RNA. It is a transcript of the gene Herp, whose product is annotated as homocysteine-responsive endoplasmic reticulum-resident ubiquitin-like domain member 2 protein. The transcript is spliced from 4 exons. Bases 370 to 1794 code for a protein of 474 amino acids. NCBI's taxonomy places the organism in Eukaryota, Metazoa, Arthropoda, Insecta, Diptera, Drosophilidae. Gene Ontology annotation, molecular function: protein binding. The record is from RefSeq and is a predicted model, not a curated record. Gene Ontology annotation, biological process: endoplasmic reticulum unfolded protein response.
UUAAAAAUACCCGCGACUUGCAGCAACCCCGUGACCAUGGCUCAUCUCUAACCACAGGUCAGAAUCAAAUGGAAGACGAGUUUUUGAUCAACUGCGGAACGUUUACUGCGUUUCAUAAUCAAUAAUUCUCGGCUGGCAGCAGAACAUCAUACACACAAAACAGCUGGAAAACCAAACAACAACAGAGAAACUGAAACACAAAUCUAAUGUCAAAUACGGUAUAAAACUACACUUGAAAAAUUCCAACUAGCGGAGUAGGAAGUGGCAGUGAGAUACAGUGGCUGCGAAAAACAGUGUGCCCAUUACCGAUCUCUGUUUCGUGGUCAUUAAUUAGCGAUAGAAAGUUCUUCGAUUCGCGGGGUCAACGAGAUGGAGGAGACCGCCACCUCCCCCGCUGCCGCCACAGCUGCGGGCUGCGAUGCUGCCGCCCGUCAGAAGGCCCCGGAAACCGUCUCUUCCAGCGGUACCAGCGUAACGCUGCUCAUUAAGUCAUCCAAUCAACAGUAUGAGGAUCUCAAUGUGGACUCCGAUCUCUGUUGGACAGUCCAGCGGCUGAAGAUGCAGCUAUCCUUGGUCUAUCCUGGCAAACCGAAAAUCCAAGAUCAGAAACUGAUUUACUCGGGCAAACUAUUAGACGACUCCCAAAAGUUAUCGGAAGUGAUUCGCAGCUACAAGGAUGUCUACCAGCAGCACCAUAUUUUCCAUUUGGUGUGCGUCACGAAACAAGUUAUAACGCCGCCAGCCAAGACAAUCACUGGGCCGCCGAAGGAUGCUGUACCAGCGCUGCAGGAGGUCAACGGCAAUGCAAAUGAACUGCGACAACGUCAUCCCACACAACAGCAACAGACGCAACAGUCAACCACUGCAUCACCUGUGGCGGGGGACAUCGGUUUGGCUAAUCCUUGGGCUCACUUCUGGCAACAGAAUCAAGCAGCGACGGCAGUAGCCAACAAUGCCAGUGCAAAUCCCCAACUGAUAUUUCAGCAGCAGGCGUUGAUGUACAACGCCUGGAUGCAGCAGGUCUACGCGCAGUAUAUGCAGCAAUUGGCUUUACGAUCUAGCAUACCUGGUUCAACCGAAUCUGUUCUGCCGCCGCUGUCACAACCCUUGAUGCCCCAAAUUCCGCUGUUUGCUCCAAGAAAUUUUGCGGAAGCACAGCCAGCGGCAGGAACAGCUGCAGCACCUGCGGCACCGGCGCCACCUGCCCCUCAGAUAAAUGCAGCAGCACCCCAGAACAGAAAUUUCCCCAAUAUCCAGGAGGAACCGGAAAUGCGCGACUGGCUGGAUAGCUUCUUUAGCUUUACGCGGUUGGCCAUUUUUGUGACUGUCUUGUACUUUAACUCCUCGCCAUUGCGUUGCUUGCUGGUGGUCCUCAUCGCCGGAGCUAUUUAUCUGUAUCACAUUGGAGUACUACGUCGUCGCCGGGAACGCAAUAACAACAACAUCAAUCGUAACAAUAAUGCUGGCGAUGCUGCUGCCUUUGCUGCUGUGCAGCAAAUUCAACGAAUGAUGGAUGCGGCGGUGGUACGUGAGAACAACGAUCCCCAGGCGGCCAAUGAGCCUGGUGCAGUGCCAGCAGCUAGACCUGCUGCCGGACAGGAUGGAAUCGAUGCACCUGGUGCCGCUGCUCCUGCUGUUGCUCAAGCUACCGUUGCUAAUCCGGAUCCGGCUGGCGUUUCCGCUGAAACCGUUGCCGUUGAACCACCAAAUGCCAAUAACUCUGUGAUUUCCGUUGUGCGCACCUUUGUCAUUACCUUCUUUACUUCGCUGCUGCCAGAGGCGCCGGCGCUGUAGACGAUCGAUCUGUCGGAUCCAGUGGAGCCCAAUGGGUCAUCCGCUAAACCAGCUUUACAGCUUUAUGGCUUUCCACUUUCAAUCCUCCCGUAAUCAAAAUGUUAUUUCGUUUUCCGUUUCAUUUUGCAUACCUGAAAAUGUAGCAAAAUACACAAUUUGUUUUACUAGCUCUAAUAAUCAUGUAUAUUUAUUUUCUGUGUGUCAGCCGAGUCGCAUUUCGUGGCCGCUGGACCAAUAGCUUGUAGAAUUUUAGAUAACUAAGAAAGUCAACUGUUUUUGAUGUGAAUAUUAGAAUGAUUGUAGUCUGCACUGAAAUCGGUGACAGAGACGAACCUAUGAAACCAAGAUGCAAUUAAAAAUAAAACUUAUGCUUUAACACCAAAAAAAUUAAUUGUAAAAUGGUGUUUACAAAGUGCAAUUCUUGUUAGAAAAAAUAGAAAAAAUCUUUGAAUGUUCUAAAAAAUCCUUAAAGAAGAUAAAUCAAGAAAAACACUAGAGUAAGAAAGUAUAAAUGUAUGAUUCUGAUAUCGUUUUAAUCAAAUUUGGACAUAUAAAAUGCAUAACUUCAUAAAUAUGAA